AUGAGUUCUCUCAAAGACAUCAUGUCUAUAAUCGACCCGAGCGCGAAGGCACAGGCGACCGUAUCCAAGCAAGCCCCGCCUGCCGGAGCCCCUAGGCCAGUGUCGCGACCAAGCGGAGGGGCAAAUGGCGCAUCGCAGCCGCCUCAGUUGAAGCGCAAGGCAUCGGGGCCGGUUGAGAGUGGACAAGUCAAGAUACAGAGGAAGGAGGCUGUUCGGGGACCAGCGCAGCCAAACGGCGUGGCGCGUGCCACCUCGUCGCCUGCCUCGUCAAAACCUACGCCAUCCGCAUCUACCACAGCUGUCCCAUACCGUGGCACCGCCGCUCCAGCAUCGUCGAAAUCAGCAAAUCCACCCGUCCGCAAGCCUCUACAGUCGUCGAAUGCACCCGCUGCCAGACCCAAGGCCACUGCGCCUGUGCCCGCGCCCACGCCCAAGCCUGCACCACCUGCCACGUCGACACCAGCCUCGUCCGCCGCACCCAAGAAGGGCUAUCUCGCUAUGCUUCAGAAAGCCAAAGAGAAGGACGCGACAAAGCCCAUCGCUCCGCCAAUCAAGCACGAGCCAACCAAGAUAUUGUCAAGAAAAGAGCGCUUGGCACUCAAGGCAGAAGCAAGUGCUGGGGCAAAGGGCAAGAAGCCUGUUGCUGGAUUACCUUCAAGGGCCCUAGACCCGAAAGCCGAUCCCUCGAAAGAAAAGAAGAAGCCAUCCGAGGUUGGCUACCAAGGCACAGCCCGGCCAGCCAAGAAGCCUGUCGAAGUUGGAUACAAAGGAACAGCCCGUCCGGCGAGUGCUCCUGCAACGUCAAGUCGGAACGGCACGCCAGCCGUCAAGGCAAAACCGAACCCGGCCAAGGGACGCUACGAUGGUUAUGCAGACUGGGACGAACUUAGUGACAUGGAAGAUGAAGAAGAAGACUAUGCCUCUGAUGCUUCCUCCGACAUGGAAGGUGGUAUCUGGGACGUCGAAGAAGAGGAACAGAUAGCCCUCAAGGUCGCUAAGAAGGAAGACGCUGAGGCAUUAGCUGAGGAAAACCGGCUGAAGCGUGAGAAGGAGGAACGAAAGAAGAAGUUAGCGGCUAUGGCUGCCAAGGCUAAGAAGAGACAACUAGAAGAACGACGCGAGAAAGAGAGGCGAAGGGCACGCGACAAGAUUGAGAACGACCUUGAUGACGGGCGUGUGGGGCCUAGGAGUAGUGAUUCGCCUGACGAGCUUCCAGUGAUUAUCGACAGAGGUCCAUACAGGGGCCACAUUUACCCACGGGAGCAGCUUUUCUUCAACAGCAUUAUGCUGGCCUCUGAUGUAGAGCCGAUUUACGCUGGCCCACUGGGAGGAGAACUUAGACAGGAGGUGCACAGAGCCCCAAUAAGGCGUCCAAAGACGCAGCGUGAGCAGAAGCCACGUUCAAGGCCUGUGCCAAGUGAAUACUUGACCGCGUCACAGAACGCAGAAAAUCUAAGGCAGUGGGAAAAGCGGAAUAAGGUUGAUGAGACAAAGCAAAGAGAGUAUCCAAGACCCGUGCCGACGCUCAACAGUAUCCUACGCAAUGAAGCCGUCGAUCCAAGCAUGAGAGCAAGAGUCAGAGAAAGAAUUGAACGUGGUCUCACCUCUGCUGAUCAAAAGCUUUUGGACAAGGACUCUUACCCUGUUACUAUGAAAGACGCUGGUCUUGUUCCAAAUUUCAGCCACCCAAGUGCUGGGAGUUACUAUCCUUCGUCAUCGGGCUCUAGUGACGGCUCCAAUAAUGAUCCCCAUCAUCGCCCACCGUCACCUCCUGAUCGUGUGCCAGAGCAUGUCUUCGCAUUUCUCUGCUCUUUACUGACACCAUCCGAACUCGCUCUCCACUACGAUGUCAUAUUUGAUUCAGCUCCUCCACAUCCUCCACCAUUUCCCAACCUUGUACCACGCAGCAAUGCCACGUCGACGACCCCAGUAGAUGUGCGUCUCGUUCAAAAGCUACACACUGCGGUUUACGGUCUCCAAGAUCGCAUCGUUGGCGUAGAGGAAGACCUCAUUCCAGAACUUAGCACAAAUCUGGAAAACAAGCACCUCCAGGUCAAGGAACUCGAUGUACAGAAUCUCAGCCUGCAGGAAGAGGUUAUAGAACUCAAGCGCAUAGUAGACUUCAGCAACAAGGUUCUGGCUGGAUGUUGGGAGCGCGAAUGGGAGGUGUGGCGCACACUGAACGAUAUCCAGAGGAGACGCGAAGCAUGUCGCGGUCGGCUAGCUCGUAUGUUCUCACGUGCCUCAGAUGCUACUAUCCGAGACGAUGAGUUACUGCACUCUCAUAGGCCAGAAGGUUAUGUGGCCCAGACUCAGCCGUUCGGAAGAGCAGCCCAGGGCCCUCUUAAGAAGAAGGAACUUGACGCUCUUCUACUGAUGGCGAAACAGAAUGUCAGCAUACUUGUUGAGGAUUUGGGGGAAGCAAGGGGGCUGGUGGAGGCAUUUCGAGAGAGGAGCGAAGUAGACGAAGAGGUGCCGCCUGCGGAAAGGUCCGCGGUGCGGCGUAUUGAAGUGGGACAAGCCCUACUUUCAGAUGAGAUGAGAGAGGUAUCCAGACACCUCAGUACCCACACGAACUAUGAAGAAGCACGUAAGGUGGUAUUAUGGGUCUCUUCAACGCCAUCCGAUGGUGCUCGUGUCAGUCUUGCGAGUGCUUUGAGCCGCCACAUUCCUGACACCGGAACAUGGCUCUUACGGUCCAAGCAAUUCCAGGAUUGGAAAAACUCAGAGACCGGCACAAUGUGGAUAACGGGUCUGCCAGGAUCGGGCAAAACGCUUCUCUGUGCUUCUAUCAUCCGAGACAUCCAGCAGCUAUGCGCAGAUACUACAGCAGUCGUCUACUUCUUCUGCGAUCAUCGUGAUCGCGCGAAAACAACGCACGAGAAUUUUGCUGCGAGCAUCGUAAGGCAAAUGAUGGAAGCUUCGUUUUUGUGUCUCGAACAAGGCAGAGCACUGUACAAAGAGAAGUCCAAGGAAGGCAGUCGCCCUUGUCAUAAAGACGAGUACAUACCACUGAUCUGUUCUUCAGUGGAAAAUCUUAAAGAGGUUUAUGUUAUCGUGGAUGCGCUCGAUGAAUCCACUCAGGGCGAUGCUAUAGCCCAAAGUCUCGUGAAAAUACACGACUCUGGCAGAAAAGUGGGCUGUCAUAUCAGAGUUCUUUUAACAAGCCGAUUCGACGCCCGUAUACAAGGGCGAUAUCCGACCCUUGCUAUGACACAUGUUGUUCUUGCAGAGAACAUGCGCUCUGACAUUCAGCACUACGUCAAUGAAGAACUUCGAUUACGUCUCGCCAAAGGCGUACUGAAGGUCAGGAACGACAACAUUUUGCCUGCAAUACAGCAAUGCGCUUUACUCCGUGCUGGCACGAUACUACAAGCAAGGUUGCAGAUCGACUACCUUUGCACAGCAAAGUCGGACAAAGAGAUCAAAAACAUGAUACAAAGGUUGCCUAACGGACUCGGAUACACGUAUCAAACACUUCUAUGUGGUAUCGCGAUGCGAUAUCCGACGAGGAUUGUAGAGGUGCAGAAAUUGUUCCGGUGUCUUGUCACUUCUGCUGAGCCCCUUACUGCUUGCGAGCUAUCAGAAGUGUUGGCCAUGGAACCCAAUGAACGCGAUCUAGAUCAUGACGCCGUGGUCACUGAUCCUUUCGAUGCCUUAGAACCUAUCUCUGCUCUUGUUCGGAUCGAAGGAAUGGGGACACUACGCAGUGUAGUAAAACUUUGCCAUUACUCGUUCCAAGAGUAUCUCUGCUCUCAUGCCAUUCGACAAAGUCCGGCCCACUUGUUUCAUAUUGACAAAGAAGAAGCACACGCGUGGAUGACUGGUUUAUGCCUGCAGUAUCUCACGUUGAAUACCUUCGAUAUGCCAAUAGAGCACGGUCUGGAUCUGGGUUCCAAUGAUAUGUACGCUUUUCGACGAUAUGCAGCAGCCAACUGGUUCAAGCAUGCCAUGAUGGCAGAAAACUACUGGUUACUACGAAACGCAUCCAUUCCUUUUCCGAGUUUUUUCCUGGAUGCUGGUGAGGGACCACCUUGUUACAAGAGAUGGCAGGAUCUGGUUGCGAACACUUAUUUCGAUGCUGACUUCAUCGAUUAA
Messenger RNA from Alternaria burnsii, 4098 nucleotides. RefSeq lists its product as uncharacterized. NCBI's taxonomy places the organism in Eukaryota, Fungi, Ascomycota, Dothideomycetes, Pleosporales, Pleosporaceae. The coding region runs from base 1 to 4098 and encodes 1365 amino acids. The transcript is spliced from 7 exons. The record is from RefSeq and is a predicted model, not a curated record.